Alternaria conjuncta is the source of this 222-nucleotide messenger RNA. RefSeq lists its product as uncharacterized. The transcript has 2 exons. Lineage: Eukaryota; Fungi; Ascomycota; Dothideomycetes; Pleosporales; Pleosporaceae. The record is from RefSeq and is a predicted model, not a curated record. Bases 1 to 222 code for a protein of 73 amino acids.
AUGCAGCGCAACAUCGUCAUCUUCCUCAUCAUCCUCAUCCUCUUCAUCCUCAUCGCCGCCAUCGCAUACCUCAUCUACUACCUGCAGACGCGCAUGGCUGUCGGCGGCACUGCGUCGUCCGUCUCUGAUAUGACUGAGAACACACACACAACACAAGGGAACACGGAGACACGAUACACCAAGAGAAAAGAGGAACAAAAAGACAUUAUUACGACGACAUGA